Camellia sinensis is the source of this 1776-nucleotide messenger RNA. Lineage: Eukaryota; Viridiplantae; Streptophyta; Magnoliopsida; Ericales; Theaceae. The record is from RefSeq and is a predicted model, not a curated record.
AUGACAAGCCCUUCUUUCUCCAUUUGUCUCAAUGGUAGUCUCUAUGGGUACUUUAAAGGGGCUAGGGGUCUCUGGCAAGGGGAUCCUAUAUCCCCUUACUUGUUUGUGAUUGUGAUGGAGAUCCUUGCGAGAAUUCUUGCUGAGAAGUCUACCCUCCCGGAUUUUAGAUUUCAUUGGCGGUGUGAGAAAACGAAGAUCAUCAAUCUUUGUUUUGCCGAUGAUCUUAUGAUUUUUUGUAGAGGUGAUGUCUCCACUCUUAGGGAGAAUAUCAUCAACAUUGUUAAUUUCGCUGAGGGUGUCUUUCCCGUUAGAUACUUGGGCGUCCCUCUUAUCACAACUAAGCUGAAGGCCUCGGAUUGUCACCAAUUGGUGGAGAGGAUCACCAAGAAAAUUAAGAGCUGGACCAGUGAAUGUCUUUCCUAUGCUGGUAGGAGUCAAUUGAUUCAAUCUAUUCUCUUCUCUAUGCAAGUGAACUGGACUUCCUUGUUUAUUCUUCCUAAGAAGAUUAUUAAGGAGAUUGAGAGCCUCUUAAGAUCUUUCUUUUGGUCUGGUAGUGUGCUUAGUAAGUUUGGGGCUAAAGUGUCUUGGGAUCAGGUUUGUGCUCCUAAGAAUGAAGGAGGUUUGGGAUUUAAGUCUCUGGAUGUUUGGAACAAAGCCGCUAUGGCUAAGCAUGUUUGGUUUUUAUUCUUGGGUGGUGUGCAAUCUAUGUGGUGUCAUUGGGUCCAUUCCUAUCUUCUUAAAGGUAGAAGCUUUUGGAGAGUGAAAGUUCCUAGCGACCCUUACUGGGUUUGGAGGAAAAUCUUAUCGCUUAGGCCGCUUGUUUUCCCCCUUAUUAAACACAUCAUUGGGGAUGGGGGCAAUGUUUUUCUGUGGCAUGACAAUUGGCAUCCAUUAGGUUCUUUGUAUGAUAGGUUUGGGGCUAGGAUUAUCCAUACCCUUCCUGAUAAUUCUAAGGUCAAUGUUAUUGUUGAAAAUAAUUCCUGGAAAUGGCCUCGGGCUGCUUCUCAGGUAUUAAAGGAGUUAAUUGACUCCACUCCCCCUUCUCUAGUUCCUCGCCAUGCCACUAACAGAAUUGUUUGGCUCCCUGCUACUGAUGGCAAGUUCUCUAUUAAUUCCACUUGGAAUCCCUGGAGAAAGUCUUUUGCCAAGGGUAAUUCUGUGGGUGCUAUCAUUUCCAGACUUGGGUUCACUUGCACUGUUUACCAAUUGUGGCUUGCUAGAAAUAACAAAAUUUUUAACAAUGAUGCUUACCCUGAAGAUGUUGUCAUAAAGCGGAUAAUGGAUAUGAUUAGGUUUAGAAUGUUGUCCAUAACCAACUUGAAAAAUCAUUCUAAUGACAGCUGGUUUCUAAACAAGUGGAGGCUACCUAUUUCUAUCUUGAAAGAGAGAUGUAGUGAUGGUAGCAGAAGAACUUUGAGUGAUGUAAGAUCAGAUAAUUGCUUACAAGCUGGAUUGAGUGUUGCUAUUUACCAUAAAUUGAGGGUUGAGUUUUGGUGUUUGACGAGGCUGAAGUUGUAUAAUGGGGCCUUCUCUUGUGGGUUGAGUGUUGAGAGACUUAUAUUGAGUGUUUCUGUUUGGCUGCUCUCUCAUUAUCUAUAUGGUUGGACAGGUUUUAUGGUUGCGGCUGUUAAGGAUGAUGGCAGGUAUGUUCAUGGCCCAUAUAUUUUGUCUAUGGGGCCCAUGAACAUUCUCUUUGCAUCAGCUAAUUCUCUUUUGCUUAGGGUGUUGUUUGUUGCUUCUGCACAUAUUUCUAUUAGGUUUUGGUUGAAGUUUUGA